AAAAAGUAUCGUACAAUAAUUGUUUUACAGUACAGCAAUUUUAUAACAAAAUGUCAGAUUUACCAUACGGAGCACCUGUGCGUAUAUCGCCUCUAAUCAAGUUUGGACGUUGGUCCUUCCUCACCGUAGGAGUUCUAUACGGCGCCUUCCACCAGAACAGGCUAUCAAAGAAAGAAGCGAAACUACGAGAGAUUGAAGCCAAAGAGAAGGUCAUCCGCGAUGCCAAGCUGAAGGAGGAGAAAGAAAGAGCCUCGGCGCUUGAAAUAAAAGCAUUGGAAGAAAUGGCUAGUGGAACAGCUAAGAAGUGAAAAGAUAAAAUAGUUAUAAGUUAAUAGUGAAAUCUGCCGAUAUUUUUUUCCACAUUUCAAUCAAAAUCGCAAACUCCGUUGUUAUCAAUUUAUUUAAUGAAAAUAUAGGUGAAAAUAAAUA
This is a messenger RNA of Bombyx mori (domestic silkworm), 429 nucleotides long. RefSeq names its product H+ transporting ATP synthase subunit e (gene ATPsynE). Gene Ontology annotation, biological process: proton motive force-driven ATP synthesis. Lineage: Eukaryota; Metazoa; Arthropoda; Insecta; Lepidoptera; Bombycidae. The record is from RefSeq and is marked provisional. Gene Ontology annotation, molecular function: proton transmembrane transporter activity.